Molecule: messenger RNA, 2006 nt
Organism: Cryptococcus amylolentus CBS 6039
Lineage: Eukaryota; Fungi; Basidiomycota; Tremellomycetes; Tremellales; Cryptococcaceae
Exons: 4
Coding region: 639-1760 (373 amino acids)
Source: RefSeq, a predicted model, not a curated record
CGCCCCCCCCCCCCCCCCCCCAGCGCAAUCUGUCCACAGAGAGCACCUCCUCUUCGACCUCUGCCUCGUCCUCAGAACCCCAUCUCUCCACCCCCGACCUGCCCCCAUCAGACCGCCUGCCCGAAGUCGUGCACCCGCCAGCAAACACCUCUCCGUCCGGCUCGACCACGUCCAGUACUGGCCACUCGAAGGGCGAAAGCACCCCUCGCGCAGAGGUCGGACCGCCAGUGUGGCCCCUCGCCGCAGGAGCCGUGGCGAGGCGGAACGAGCUGUUCGACGAGCCGUAUACAAUGAGCAGUAGCAUGGCUCGACACGGGUCCAACGAGAUCCCCUCCACGCUGUCGAGGACGCCGUCGUUGAAGCGCGCAGGAAGCUACAGGAAGAAACAUGCGAGGUAGGUUCCGUUCUUUCCGCCCUCUGGAUCGAGUCUCGAGUGUGGCUAGUUGCCGCGCGUCCCUGUCUGCCAUGUUUAGUGCAGGCGUGCGUCACAUCUGCGGCGCCAGGGUCCAUCCCUCAUACGGUGCAACGGUGCAUACCGCCAUCCCUCGCAGCCGCAUGUGGCGUGCAACAGGGAUGGCCAUCCUGGUCAUUGAGGAUGCGCGUUCUGGACUUUGCCACUGGCACACAGGGUCAUCGGUAUGGGGCCGUCCUUUGUCAUUAGCGUCGUGGCUCGUGAUCCACCGCGGGCCAUUCCGUCACCAAGUAUCGCAUCCAGACGCCAUAUUCUCUUCUCGCAAUGCUGCAUAGUAUCCACAGCUGACCACAUGCCUCGCUCUGCCAACAGUCUCGAUACCUCUCCCAACGCCCCCCGCGCCGAGGACGCAUUUCCUAGCUUUAACGCCCUCAACAAUGUCCCCCCUCUGUCCCAGUCCUCGCCCAAGGAGCAUAAGCCGACUGCCUCCAGGUCAUCGGCCCCUAGCGCACCUCCUUCAGCUGCCUUCCCCCGCCAAUCUACAGAGUCGCACAGAUCAUCACAGAGCCGUAGCAGUCUGACACGCUCGCUUUCGCCGGCGUCAGGCUGCGAGAUCUCUGCACCCAUCUCACCGCCCGUGGGAUACCCUCUGUCGUUCUACUCUCGAGGCAGGCGCAAUUCGUCCUCUUCCGCGCUCGCCCCUCCAUCAAUAUCCUCUGCGAGCACAGCAUCGUCAUCGUCUGGCAAGAGCGCCAACUCUACCAAGGCACCUCCCACUCCUCCCCCACCAAGAUGGGCCCGACCUCCUGCGGUCACCAACACGUAUUGCGGUCGCGCCAUGUCCCUGGGUUCUGGCGAGGGUUGUCCCGAUGUCAAUCUUGAUGAUUUUGAUCCCGAGCUUUUCGAAGGUGUGGACAAUGAAUGGAUAGAGGUCAUCAAGGGGUCUGAAGGGAGAAUCGCCAUCAAGAGUAUUCCCACUGCUUACGAGAUUUUGGUUUGGCUCCCCGGUUUCUCACUAGACAACAUUACCAUUGCCACAAGAGGUCAUAGGACCAUACAUAUUGUCGCUGAUCAAUGGGAUGAAGGAGACCACGCGCAAUGGGAUAUCAAAUUGGGAGAAGACGCCAAUCUCCGAUCCGUGAAUGCCAAGUUUACCGGCAAGGAGCUGCGUGUCACUGUCGCAAGACAAAUACCAGAGUGGCAGCUCGCCCGUGAUCGCCAACGAUCAAAUCGGUCCUUCGCAUCCGCUUCCACAUCUAGAUCUACUCCAGCCAUCACCGGCCCCAGCAUCACAUCAUCGAAAGUGCUCAGUCCUCUUGAGCGCGCGACCGCAACUACCAGAGUCUGAGAUUCGUCAAAUACCAACUGUACCGAUAGUCUUCUAAUACUCAUCAAGACUUUAUAAUAUCAAAUAUCUAUAGUAUAAUACUUUUCCCUCCCCGAGGGAGAACGAUUUCCUGCAUUUUCGGUAGCGCCGGUUCGAGCCAAAAUUCGCAUCAUUGAUACGAUACCCCCAUUGUAUAUCAGAUUCGAUAUCCCACCUGCGGAAAGCUUUGUAUUAUAGACCGCAGCAUGCAUCGUCCUACUGUCCCGA